Molecule: messenger RNA, 492 nt
Organism: Saccharomyces eubayanus
Lineage: Eukaryota; Fungi; Ascomycota; Saccharomycetes; Saccharomycetales; Saccharomycetaceae
Exons: 1
Coding region: 1-492 (163 amino acids)
Source: RefSeq, a predicted model, not a curated record
AUGACUAUUCGGGACGAUAAUGCCCAAGAUUACGUAUAUGUUUGCCAAAUAAAAAGAAACAAGUGCAAUAUGCACGAUUUACAUCAACAAAAAAUUUCAGAACACCCACAUCCCACAGCGCAAACCUUUAGGGGCCCCACAAGAGCGAGUGCAACAGUCUCAGAAAGCAAAUGCAGGCCCUUCUUCACACUUCAUUCAGCAGGCCGUGCUGCGACCUCGAACCGUACCUUACCAAGAAUAUACCCAGAUAUAACAACCCACUUAUGUUAUCCACCCUUACGCUGCCGUUACCAUAGCUACCGUCCGGGUACUCCACGGCUGCUACGCGGGAAAAAAAAAAAGGAAAACAACAUUAAGCAACAUGAGAAUAAAGCGGCCCGGCAGGAANGCGGCCCGGCAGGAAUCGAAUUUUUUUUUUUUUUUGUUUUUGUUUUUGUGUUUUCCAAGUUUUCUAGAAGCCGGAACAAAAGACACAGGCUUAAAACGGCGUAG